CAGUUGAAGACUGGCUUUUGGAGGUUUUCAAUGUAGAUCGUGUCUCCCUCGGACGGACAGGGAGAAUUGCUGUCCGGGGCCCUGAGAACACAACCCCCUCUGGGUUUCAUUCCCUGUGGUGAAUGGCCUUGGCUUCAGCAGCCCACUGAGGGCCCUUUCACUUGGGAUUCUGAACUUGUAACUAGGACUCCAGGCUGGGAAGAUGCUGAGUUCCAUCAAGUGUGUGUUGGUGGGAGAUUCAGCUGUGGGGAAAACCUCUCUGCUGGUGCGCUUCACUUCAGAGACCUUCCCUGAGGCCUACAAGCCCACGGUGUAUGAGAACACAGGUGUGGACGUCUUCAUGGAUGGCAUCCAGAUCAGCUUGGGCCUCUGGGACACAGCGGGUAAUGACGCCUUCCAAAGUAUCCGCCCCCUGUCCUACCAGCAGGCAGACGUGGUGCUGAUGUGCUACUCUGUGGCCAACCAUAACUCUUUCCUGAACCUGAAGAACAAGUGGAUUGCUGAAAUCAGGAGCAACUUGCCCCGCACCCCUGUGCUGGUGGUGGCCACCCAGACGGACCAGCGGGAGGUGGGGCCCCACAGGGCCUCCUGCAUCAAUGCCAUGGAAGGGAAAAAACUGGCCCAGGAAGUGAGAGCAAAGGGCUAUCUGGAGUGCUCGGCCCUCAGCAACAGGGGGGUUCAGCAGGUGUUCGAGUGUGCUGUCCGGACUGCUGUCAACCAAGCCAGGAGGCGCAACAGAAGGAGGUUCUUCUCCAUUAACGAGUGCAAGAUUUUCUAG
Molecule: messenger RNA, 778 nt
Organism: Odobenus rosmarus divergens (Pacific walrus)
Lineage: Eukaryota; Metazoa; Chordata; Mammalia; Carnivora; Odobenidae
Gene: RHOH
Product: ras homolog family member H
Exons: 1
Coding region: 203-778 (191 amino acids)
Biological process (GO): small GTPase-mediated signal transduction
Molecular function (GO): GTPase activity; GTP binding
Source: RefSeq, a predicted model, not a curated record